AUGGCCGACUCCGACGAAUGGACAAUCCCAAAUGCCUCAGGCGCAAUCACCAUCUCCCUCAUCCCUCCCUCAUCCUUUCCAGCCUCCAAGUCCGCCGAAUCAUUUCAUCCGACAUACACUCAUCAAUUCUUCGAGAAUGAGGCAAUAUACGGCUACAAGAAUCUCGCUGUCAAUCUCAAAUUCCGCCAAGAUGACAUGUCGCCUUCUUUAAAAGUCACUUAUGACGAAAAGUUAUCUGCGCCCGGUGGAUCAAAUGGUGGUGAUGAAGUAACUAUCGAUGAAGUCGAGGAUGUUUUCAAAGAGUAUCUUCCCGAGGGAACUCCAGAAUCCCUAGCUGUCGCACCAUCAACAUUUACACCCCCCGGCACCAUCAUCCACACAUACCCGAGCACCUCCACGUCCUCCACCUUCGAAAUCUACCAUACAAACCUCUCCAACCCCACCGCACAAGCUAUCAUCAAAAACAGCCAACUCCUGGUCCCCCUCUUCAUCGAAGCCGGUAGCGCGAUCGACCUCUCCGACCCCGAAGAAUACCUCCGUGAUCGCUGGGACGUCUUCUUCCUCUAUGAACAUCUAUCUAACGACCAAUUCUCGUUUGUCGGCUACUGCACAGUUCACAAAUACUGGUACUUCACAUUAAAUCACAUGGACGAGAAGGAGUUUCCACAUCAAUACAGAGCCAGGGUCUCCCAAUUCCUGAUCUUAGCGCCAUACCAAGGAAACCAACAUGGCAAGACGCUUUAUGAAAUAAUUGUGGACGAGUAUCUAUCUAGUGACAGAGUCAAGGAAAUUGUGGUUGAAGAUCCAUCGGAUAGAUUCGAAAAACUGAGAGACUUGUGUGAUUAUCAGAGGUUAAAGAAACAAUCGCUCAUAAACGACGAAGCUGUUGAAACGUUGUUGGAGAGGAAGAAAUCUCGAGAAUGGAUUGAUACCGAAAGAGCCAAGGCUAAAAUGCCGAUGAGACAAUUCCAACGAAUCAUCGAGUUGAUGCUCUUGGAACAUAUUCUCAUUACCAAGGGACCUAAAUAUGAUGAACAACUUGAGAGGUAUAUGACAUAUGUGAAGGAUAGACUGUAUAGACAUAACAAAGAUAUUCUGAUGCAGCUGGAGAGAGAAGAGAGAAGCGAGAAGCUCCAUGAGACAUAUGAGAGAGUCCAUAGCGACUAUGAAGCCUAUCUAGCGACCUUAGGAUCAGUGGCUGUGCAAACCAAGAAAGCCUCGAAGGGCAAGAGAGUUAUCGCCGGGAAGCGACCCGCGGGCUUCAUAUCCACUGUCGAGGAAGAUGAGGAGGAGGAAGAACUUCUCCCGCCGACGAAGAAGACCAAGGUGACGAAAUGA
This is a messenger RNA of Orbilia oligospora ATCC 24927, 1338 nucleotides long. RefSeq lists its product as uncharacterized. The transcript is spliced from 2 exons. NCBI's taxonomy places the organism in Eukaryota, Fungi, Ascomycota, Orbiliomycetes, Orbiliales, Orbiliaceae. Bases 1 to 1338 code for a protein of 445 amino acids. Gene Ontology annotation, molecular function: histone H4 acetyltransferase activity; histone binding. The record is from RefSeq and is a predicted model, not a curated record. Gene Ontology annotation, cellular component: nucleus. Gene Ontology annotation, biological process: subtelomeric heterochromatin formation.